This is a messenger RNA of Cavia porcellus (domestic guinea pig), 1719 nucleotides long. RefSeq names its product chromosome unknown C1orf87 homolog (gene CUNH1orf87). Lineage: Eukaryota; Metazoa; Chordata; Mammalia; Rodentia; Caviidae. The record is from RefSeq and is a predicted model, not a curated record.
AUGUCUUCCAGUCAGCCUCCCACGCUGCAGAACCCAAUCUCCAGCACUCAUCGAGAGCCAAUAAAGCUCUCUACCUUGGCUCCACUCCACACUGCGCUGCGUCCUCCCACCAAGGACCUGGGACUCACCAACUCCUGUUAUCAGCAGUCUCGGCUUCGGUCAGAAGAUGCUCAUGGAUCAGAUGCAAUGCCUGAAAGCACAGUGAAAAUCAUUGGAAGUGGACACUUUCACUACUUUGUAGAGAAGCCAAAGAACUGGCAAGAGGAGAACCUACAGGCGAGCACUCCAGCUGCAGUGAAGAAAGCCAGGACAGGUACUGUAGGGCAUGUGAAAAGGGAUCCACCAGCUGGUCCUGAGGCCUCUGCCCAGAGUACCAGUGACCUCCUGGGUGAUAGUGAACAGCAAGGCAGCAAGGACACAGACCAUGCCCAGCAACCAGAAGACACCCAGCAACUCCCAGCAGAACAGAACCCCAAUGGCACAAGAAAUAAUGCCAAGAACCAGCAAAUUUCUAAUUAGGCAAAAGUCUACUGCAGCUCUGUACCCACUGGAGACUAGUCCCAGUCCUACAUGCAUGGCCUCCCCAGGAGGAUGCUCAGAGGUUGGUUCAAGGAACAGAGGGACAUUGCUCAGAAGGCAAGAAGAAUGACAAGAUAAGAUGUUUUUCUUCUCACUCUGGUCAGGAGAGAAUUCAAGUCACAUGCCUUGAGUUCCAGCUUGUUGGACCAGCUUCAGGAGGAGAUGAAAGCCCUAGACCCUAUCUCUUUAGGAUUCCUCUUUAUGUCCCAACUGAGCCACCUCAUUCCAAGGCCCGAGAUCUCCCUACAGCUGCCCAGAGUCCAAUUCCUUUUCCAGAGGUUCUCCAGAAGUGGCUCUCCUGAUCAGGUGAAUUAUGGAAAGCUACUCUGGUUUUUACAUGGUGCAACUUCUGAUGAUUUACAGCAAAGCAGAGCAGUUGCAGACAUCAACUACACUGACCAGAGCUUGCUGGAGAUGCUGAAAGUGCUAUCAGAGACAGCCAGAAGCCCACUCAACAUAGAGAAACCCAACUGGACCUUUUGGAGAGAAAAUCAUUCAUUCUUUGGCUGCCUUCCCCCACACAAGGUGAUGACUAUCUGUGGGAAGUAUGGAUUAUAUCUGUCCUUGAGCCUGCUAGAAACGUUGCUUGACCACCAAGAUCUGGGUUACAAGGAUGAAAUAAAAUUGCAAAAUUUUGUUGAGUUGCUAAGCAGAGCUUCUUUGAACUUAUUUUCUGGCUUACCCACAGGGAAGAAUGAAAAGGAAGCCCCUGCCUCUCCAGAGGAGCCUGAAGUCCCUGAUUAUCUCAAAACCAGACCGAACUUUAUGAAAACUCCAGAAGAGGUGCUACAGCCAAAAAACCCUCCUGCUAAGACUUCAGCCCUGGAAGAUCCUCUGUGCACUUUGAAGAUCAGACCAGUCCAGCCUCAUGUGAGUUCAGCCAUGAAGAAUGGGUCCAGUGAACGUGAGGAGGCCUGGAUAGCCAGGUUUAGGAAGCUGGAAAAUGCCCUUUACUUGUGUGAUCUGAGCAACACAGGAAAUCUGGAGAAGGAAAGAGCCAGAUGCCUCAUUUACAACUACAGUCUCAUUUACAACCUGUCACUGAGCCCUCAGAAAAUCAACCAGGCUUUGAGGAGAAGAUUCUGUUCUGGAGAAAGUCUUUGGUUGGAGCCAGCACUGCAGUACUUGAAGGAGCUAUGA